GUUUUACAGAACGGAAGUGUUAAAGAGUAGUUAAAGGUUAGCCGAAUACAACUGUUGUCUCUUGUGUUGACUGUGAAUUUGUUGUGCUGGGCGUCUGCUGUUACAUUGAUGAGGGAUUUUGAUUAUAAGGUAAAAUCUGUCUACGUUUCUUAUUGAAGGAACCUGAACAGCUGCACUGUUGUUAGCCUAGCUUAGCUCGACCCAGGUUUCCCCUCCCUGUCCUCCACAUGGUGUCAUUGUUGAUUUAUAUUUAGUACAAUUUUACAUCAUGUUUUACAUCAUAUACGAAAAAACAAAAACACGCGCCGUGUUAUUUCAAACUAAGUUGUGCUCAAAUUAAAUAGUUUUGAUUUUCCUCUCCUGAGUGUUAAUAAAAGUGCAGUCGAGACAUGGUGGGAUAUGACCCCAGGGCUCAGACUGCAGCACCUACCCCAGAAGAGGCAGCCCUUUCUGGAUCAGCUGCUGGGAUGGUCACCAGAGCCCUCAUCAGCCCAUUUGAUGUAAUUAAAAUCAGAUUUCAGCUGCAGAUAGAGCGGGUGUCUUCACAAAGACCCGAAGGAAAAUAUUGGGGAAUAUUUCAGGCAUCUCGAAGGAUUUACUCAGAGGAGGGUCUCUCUGCUUUCUGGAAGGGUCACAUUCCAGCACAGCUUCUCUCCAUCUGCUACGGGGCCGUCCAGUUUGUCAGUUUUGAGUUUCUGACCGAGGUGGUUCACAAGUCGACGCCAUAUGACAGUCGGACAUCGGGAGUUCAUUUUUUCUGUGGCGGCUUGGCAGCCUGCUCUGCUACGGUGGCCUGCCAGCCUCUGGACACAUUGAGGACACGCUUUGCAGCUCAGGGAGAACCCAAGGUGUACAGCAACUUGCGGUAUGCUGUGUCUACGAUGUGGCGCUUCGAGGGACCAAUGACGUUUUACCGCGGCCUGUCUCCAACCCUGGUGGCAGUGUUUCCUUAUGCUGGACUGCAGUUCUUCUUCUAUAAUGUCUUUAAACAGCUGUCAGGUCCUUCAUCUACAUCCAGAGAUUCAGGAGGAAACGUGAGAAGCCUGAUAUGCGGCAGUGGAGCUGGAAUGAUCAGUAAAACCCUCACAUACCCCUUUGAUUUGUUCAAAAAGAGGCUGCAGGUGGGGGGCUUUGAGAAAGCCCGAGCUCGCUUUGGAAAGGUGCAGACGUACAGAGGCCUGACAGACUGCGCGGUUCAAAUAGCCAAAGAGGAAGGGAUCCGAGGCUUCUUUAAAGGCCUCUCUCCGAGCCUUUUGAAGGCUGCUCUGUCCACGGGCUUCACUUUUUUCUGGUACGAGUUCUUCCUCAACGUUAUGCGGAACAUUAAGGAGGAACGGAGAACAGAUGACCUUGGGGAAGACCAUAAGGGGAGAUGAUGAAUAAAAAAACAAAGCAAAUGAGGCAUUCACACGCCUUUAUAUAUGCCUAAUGCCUAAUUGCACUAACCUGACUGGGUUUAUUUGGGUGUUUAUAUAUGUUAAAGUGGAAAAAUAACAUAUACAGAUCAUAUGUUGGUGUAUCAUUUACUCUUAUUUUGAAAGUUUUAUAUAUUUUUUCAUUAAUUUAAUUUAGGUUUAGAUCACCCAGGAAACCAUUUCAGUCUCGGAGUUUAAGUAUCAUGCUUGAACCUUUCGACUCGUAUGAGCCCCAACAAUGACAUGUUCGUUUUCGUUAUUAAUCAGAUUCUAUAGAUAAUCUACUGUCACCCGAUGGUGUUCAAAAAGGGUUCUAUUUUCAACAUUUUGCAAUUAUAAAAAUUUUCAAACCACACAAGAGAUAAUGGAGAAUAGCCACAUCCUCUUUAGGUCCACCGGGUUCACUAAAGCAAGUAGGUCAUGAAGGCUCUGGUGUCACUAUGAUCACUUUUCCUGAAGAUUCAGUUAGUGACCAAAAAUUAAGCAGCAAGUUGGAUACUCAGGAGAAAUUCUUGAACUUGGACGUCAUUUGUCACACAUGCAGACCAGCAAUGGCCGCUAGCUUGUCUAGAAGGGGCAUCAGAAGGCAUUGCAAGUCAAAAAAUGUUAUAUGCAGUGUUGGGCCGUCAUAACAGUGAGCACAGUUCAGCAGACCCACUUAAUGCCUGCUAGAUACAUCGGUGUGCAGCUUUAACCCUUGAUUGAGUUUGUUAGGGGUCACAUUUUGAGUAUACAUGAGGCCAGGUAGUCUUCCUAUGCUAUUACCUGCCAUCUCAGACGUCCCACAUACCAAGCAAUUGCACAGUGUUGCCUUAUCCAAACCCAAAAUAUGACCCCUGCCAGAUCCUAUCAAAGCUGAUUAUGUGGGGCACGGCCAAAUCUUGGCCACUGCGACCUGCCAUCCCCCUCUCUUCACCUCUUUUCCUGUCUGCCUACUUGCAAAGAACAAAAAGACAACAAAAAAAGGCAACUAGGGUGAAAAACAAUUCUUAAAAAAAAAAAGCUGAUAAUGUGUCUAAAAUGCCUUUUUCUGUCUGGUAACGUUCACUUGCUGUUUUGUGUGACUCAGUUGAUAUGGGUUGAUGCCACCACUUAUCCACUCUGAUGCCCAUUUUGGCUUUUCAUACCCAAUAACAUACUGUGUGUUUGAACUCAAUAAAAUAGUUGAGCACCAUCCUAAGCGUGUAAUCAGCAUCAGAUUCUGCUUAACAACAUCCAGUGCUGGUCACAUUUACUGAAGCUUCUGGUAAAGAUACAUGGAAAAUAAAAUAAAUUACGUUCUUAUUGCUGUAGCUUUGACAACUCCUCUUUGCACAAUCUCUCCAAAUUGUCAAAAGUCUUGGAUCCUCCAUUAUGCUCUCUCCUCUCUUAGGUCAUCCCACAACCUUUUAUAGGAUUUAGGUGUGAGGAUUUAGAUGGACGAUUUUUCGUCUGGGGAUCAGUAAAUGUUGAUUUGGUUAUGUGUUGGGCACAGAAUUUGAAUUGAAAAUAUUGUUGCACUUCAAAUAUGCCCAAAGCAUCACAGAUCCGCUGACAUACUGGUCCUUCUCAAAAUAUUAGCAUAUUGUGAUAAAGUUCAUUAUUUUCCAUAAUGUCAUGAUGAAAAUUUAACAUUCAUAUAUUUGUGAUGAAUUUGUUUCAGAGGAUGAACUUCACAAUGAAACUUGGCACAUUUUGUAUUCAGUUUACCUGCUGUUACCUUUAUAUUUUCUUGAAGUGUCGUCUGAUGUUUGUCCUAGAGUUUCACAUGGAUUAUGUGCAAACACAUCCAUUAAAACACUUAAUAUUUAUUUUGAUAUAAACUAUAUUUAGAGGGCAAAACCAAAUGAAACCUUGACAUUUAUAACUCAUUUAAAUAUUUGCGUUUGUCUUGACUUAAGCUUACUGUCCAGCUGCUUUGUAAAUGCUUGUGUUUCAUGUAUUUUCCCAUUCCUGUGACUCAGGUCUUCAUUUCUUUGCAAAUAAAAUGUUCAACCACA
Messenger RNA from Girardinichthys multiradiatus, 3394 nucleotides. RefSeq names its product mitochondrial thiamine pyrophosphate carrier-like. NCBI's taxonomy places the organism in Eukaryota, Metazoa, Chordata, Actinopteri, Cyprinodontiformes, Goodeidae. The record is from RefSeq and is a predicted model, not a curated record. The transcript is spliced from 6 exons. Gene Ontology annotation, cellular component: mitochondrial inner membrane. Gene Ontology annotation, biological process: thiamine pyrophosphate transmembrane transport. Gene Ontology annotation, molecular function: thiamine transmembrane transporter activity. The coding region runs from base 390 to 1376 and encodes 328 amino acids.